CUAGUUAAUUAAUAUUCAUAUUUCAUUUCUCUUCAAAAGCAUUGGUCUAUGUAUAUCUACUACUCGGUGCAUGUAUUUGAAUACAAUUAUUAAGUGUUUUAAUUACAGGUAUAUGAAUCACCUGUAGACCUUUAUACAUUAUCAUAUUUUGAUCAAGAUAAAACAAAUUAAAUUCAAUGUUAAUAAUUUUGUAACUUAAUGUUUAAAAAUUUAGUAGUACUACAAAGUAAAAAUACUAUAUAUAGUUCUUAAAGUAUUUAACUAAUAUAUAUUUGACAAAAUUUAAGUUAAUCUUCAAAUAUAUAUAAUGAUAUUAUUACCAACUCGAAUAAAAUUAUGGUCCAAGUUAACAAAUUGUAAACGUUGUUUUUCUACUGGAAUGGAUGAUGUUCUAUUUGAAGAAAAAAAUAAUGUCGGAAUUAUCACAUUAAAUAGACAAAAAGCAUUAAAUGCUUUAAACGAAUCAAUGGUUAAAAAAAUUAUUCCCAAAUUAAAGGAAUAUGAAUCUAAAGUUCGAAUGGUUAUCGUUCAAGGGGCUGGUGAAAAAUCAUUUUGUGCUGGAGGAGAUGUCAAAUUUAUAACUGAAAAUGGCCCUACCGCUGUAUCAUUAGAUCGAGGAAGUAAAUUUUUCAAACAAGAAUAUAGUAUGAACAGCAUGAUUGGAAAUUAUAAAAUACCUUAUAUUUCUUUAAUUGACGGUAUUACAAUGGGUGGAGGUGUUGGCAUAUCUGUACACGGAAAGUAUAGAAUCGCCACAGAAAAGACGUUAUUUGCUAUGCCAGAAACAGCAAUAGGUCUAUUUUGUGACGUAGGAGCUAGUCAUGUACUAUCUAGAAUGGAAAAACACUUAGGAGUCAUGUUAGGUCUCACAGGUUACAGAUUGAAAGGAACUGAUGUUGUAAAAUCUGGUAUAGCAACUCAUUAUGUGAAUAGUUCAAAAAUUGAAAGUUUAAAAAUGAAACUAAUCGAAGAUAUGAGAAAUCCCGAAAUAAUUCUCAACGAAAAUACUGAAGAUUUAAGUGAUAUAAAAUUUAGUUUGGAUCCUUAUUUGGAAAAAAUAGAUUUUAUAUUUUCUAUUGAAAAUGUAGAAAAAAUGUUUGAAACUUUGGAAAAAGACAAUUCCGAUUGGGCACAAAAAAUUCUUCAAAUCCUCAAGGAAGUUAGUCCAAUGUCACUGAAAAUAACUAGAAAAGAAAUAUCAAAUGGAAAAAAUUUUAAUUUAAAUGAAUGCCUGAUUAUGGAACAUCGUUUGGCAUAUCGGUGUAUGGAAGCAAAAUAUUCUACGGACUUUUACGAAGGAGUCCGAGCACUGUUAAUUGAUAAAGAUAAGAGUCCAAAAUGGUCACCAGCUUCAUUGAAAGAAAUCAAAGAUGAAAUUGUAUCUAAAUACUUUGAGCCGUUACCAAAAGACUUAGACUUGAAGUUUGUAUAAUUAUUAUGGUAAUUUUUUUUAUUAUUUUUGUAAUUAACUGAAUUGUUUUGUAUUCGUUUAAAUUUUAUUUGAUAAAUACUUCUAUUGUUUUAUACAACUUUAUUAUUAAUCAAACGUUUACGUCAAUCAGGUCAAACUCUGUUAUAGGUCAAUGAUUAAAAGAGGUUAUGUACAUCUUAUGGAUUUCAAUAUGAGAUAAACAAAAAUAUAUAAUGUUGCAAAAUUA
Adelges cooleyi (spruce gall adelgid) is the source of this 1658-nucleotide messenger RNA. It is a transcript of the gene Hibch, whose product is annotated as 3-hydroxyisobutyryl-CoA hydrolase, mitochondrial. The record is from RefSeq and is a predicted model, not a curated record. The transcript has 3 exons. Gene Ontology annotation, cellular component: mitochondrion. Bases 308 to 1432 code for a protein of 374 amino acids. Gene Ontology annotation, molecular function: 3-hydroxyisobutyryl-CoA hydrolase activity. Gene Ontology annotation, biological process: L-valine catabolic process. Lineage: Eukaryota; Metazoa; Arthropoda; Insecta; Hemiptera; Adelgidae.